Messenger RNA from Dermacentor albipictus, 1074 nucleotides. Lineage: Eukaryota; Metazoa; Arthropoda; Arachnida; Ixodida; Ixodidae. The record is from RefSeq and is a predicted model, not a curated record.
AUGGUGUUUUCAAUACGAUCCUCAAACAAAGAGGCAGAGCGCCGAAAGGUGGUACCGAAGCUCUCCGGCGUCGAGAAAGCCACUACUUGCUUGUACCCCCGAAACAGCUGCUUGCAUCUCUGCAAUAAAGACUUGAUCAGCAAUGACUCCCGUUGCUGCCAAGGCUGGGACCAAAAAGACUGCUCAAAACGGCCACAAAAAGGCACGUACUGUUCUCCUGGUAGCAUCUGGCACGAGGAUGAUGGAUGCAUUGAAAUAUCCAAAGUUCGCUCUUGCAGCGACGUUGAAAAGCAGUCGUGCCGAUCAGACCAGUCCUGCUCCGUGAAAGACAAGUGCAUCGCUAAUGACUGUCACGAGAGAUUCAUGGAUUGCUCAGUGGCCCACGGUAAACAAGGCUGCUCCUGCCCAUGGAAACACCGGAUGACUGAUGUAUAUGGAGAGUCGUGCACACUACGUCAGUAUUAUUACACCGUCUCCUUCAAGCUCAACGCCACCCUUGAAUCUGAAAACUGCAGCGUGUACGCUCCUCGUGUAAAAGCUGUGAUGCGGACUGCUCUCGGUUAUCAGGUGCACGCGGUGGUGGUCGCAAAUUGCACCGACCACAUCAAGGCACGACUCAUACUCAAUGACCCACUGCCUAAGCCUCUGCAGAAGAAGCUUCAAGCGUGCGAGUACCCGAUUGGAAAUGUUUGCAUGCUCUAUCCGAGACUUCCAAUUUUAAAAGGCUCAGCAACAGAAAUCGAGGAAGAGAACCUCUGUGAAAGUUUGCUCAAACACCAAGAGGACGCUUACAACGGUAUAAAUGAGUGCGUCAAAGCCGGGGACUACUUUUGGUUCAAGUGCAAGCAGGGCUACCGGGAGGUGAAAACGAAAACAGUGGGUCGCCUGCGGCGCUCCGUUUGUGAAGUUGAUCCAGAGGCUCCGACACCCGCACCAGAUCCCUGUCUCGGUAUCGGGGCUGAAUUCUGUGGAGAUGUGCACUGCGUAUCGAAUAGCGACCACUCGGGUUUCGCCUGCAAAUGCGGCCCUGAUUUCUUCUUUAACGCGACCGAGAAGCGGUGCUAUAGUAAGUAG